GUUGUCGAAAAACAAGGUCAACUGGGCGGAAUGGUCAACAGCUGGACGAAUCCCGCCACUAAUACCACUUACGACUACGGCGUAGCGGCAUACACCAACUACACCGGCACGACCGCGUUCUUCGACCGGCUCGGCAUCGACUACGUGGAGCCCGACCUGGGCAGCACCACCCUGACCACUACCUACGCAGACUUCACCACUGGCAAGCCCGUGAAUUACCUUGCUCCCAACAUCACCGACGAGUUCGCCGCCCUGGAAACAUUCUACAAUGUCUCCAGUCAAUACCAGGAUCUCUUCCUCCCAUCCUACGCCAAGUGGCCCGCGCCCGAAGAUAUCCCUGAGGACCUACUAGUGCCCUUCCGCGACUUCGCCGCCAAGUACAACCUAAACGCGACCAUCUUCCUCAUCUGGUCCGGCAUCGGCGCCGGUCUAGCCGACAUGCUCGACGCACCCACCCUCUACCAAAUGCAGACCUUCGGGCCCCAAACCGCUGCCGCCUUUCUAGGUCAGGACCCGGAGUAUGUCCCCGCCUCCCACCGCAACCAGGACAUCUACGACGCGGUCGCGGACAUCCUGGGCGAUUCCGUCCUGCUGAAUAGCACGGUGAUCGAUUCCAUCCGGUACCCCGACAACCGGGGCGUUGAGCUGGUCGUGCAGAACCACAGCACCCAAUCCCACACUAUCAUCCGCGCCAGACGCCUCGUAAUGGCCAUCGAGCCGACAGCCGCCAACACCGCCCCCUUCGAUCUGGACACCACCGAGAAGAGCAUUUUCGACCAAGGAAAAUGGAGCGUCGUCCACACAGGAAUUAUCUCCCACCCCGCACUACCAGUCAACGGCGUCAUCUACAACCUCCCCGCCACAGCGAUCGAUGGCAACGACUACGCGCUGCCUGAGCCGCCCUUCGUCGAUUACUUCGAGUACCUCGGCGAAAACCUCUGGCAAGUCAUCGUCGUCGGCUGGCUGGGAUUCAGCGAGACCGCCGCGCAGGCCCUCGCUAACGAAGGGAUCCGCCGUCUAAUCGCCGCGGGGACGCUUUCCGCUUCAGUCUCCAACGGGACUACCAUAAAAGUCCAUGCGUGGUCGAACCACGGGGCGAUGGAUAUGCGGACCACCGCCGAGAACCUGAGGGACGGGUUCAUCCAGCGGCAGUAUGCGCUGCAGGGCCAUCGGUCGACGUACUGGACGGGCGCGGCGUUCGGGAACCAGCUGUCGAAUUAUCUGUGGGCGUAUAAUUUGGAGUAUCUGGUGCCGUUGGUGCGGGGGAGUUUGGCGUGAGUGGCUGGGGAGUGCAGGGAAGUUAAGGGUGGGUUAGAAGUAAGUUAUGGGGUUAGGGUUACGGGAGUGUUUCAGUGAUCGGAUUCAGGCGGAAGAAAUAAGGUUUGCGUGAAAUGGACUGCUCAAGUCAAUGCACACCCGUCCAUCUCUUAGGGCAUGAGGUCUGAGCAUAAAUAAGUUUAGUAGCUUCGUCCAAGCUUGAGACAUGGGUGACACUCGGCUGUUGUCUCUGGAACUGUG
Molecule: messenger RNA, 1518 nt
Organism: Aspergillus fijiensis CBS 313.89
Lineage: Eukaryota; Fungi; Ascomycota; Eurotiomycetes; Eurotiales; Aspergillaceae
Product: amine oxidase flavin-containing superfamily
Exons: 5
Coding region: 31-1278 (415 amino acids)
Source: RefSeq, a predicted model, not a curated record